UUCGCCUGCGUCGUCCACCAUGGACCACGACCCCGAGAAGAAGCCGCAGAUGCUCAAGGGCGGCAUUAAGGAAAUCUUUCGCAUGCGUAUCAUUGCCAUGGCAAUUAUCGUCUCAAUGGGCGGUUUCAUCUUUGGCUACGACACUGGUCAGAUCUCGGGCUUCCUGGAGAUGCCCGACUUUCUCCAGAGGUUUGCCGACCAAAAGGACCCUCAGACUGGUAAACUAAAGUUUAGCAACUGGAAGUCUGGGUUGAUUGUCGCCUUGCUGUCUAUCGGUACCCUAAUGGGAGCCCUGAUUGCUGCACCCAUUGCAGACAGGUUCGGCCGCAAAUACUCCAUCGUCUUCUGGAACAUCAUCUUCUGCGUCGGAGUCAUUGUGCAGAUCACCACGACAAACACAUGGUACCAGAUCUCGCUGGGUCGCUGGGUCGCUGGUCUUGGUGUGGGAGCGCUUUCGGUGCUGACACCAAUGUAUCAAUCAGAGACUGCUCCACGCUACGUCCGUGGUGCCCUCGUCUCGUGCUACCAGCUCUUCAUCACGCUUGGCAUCUUCACGGCCUACUGCAUCAACUUUGGUACCGAGGCCCGCCGCAGCUCCUUUGCGUGGAAGCUUCCCAUGGGCAUUGGCUUCAUCUGGUCGGCCAUCAUGAUUGUCGGCAUCAUCUUCAUGCAGGAGUCGCCCCGAUGGGAAUACCGCAGAGGCAAGAUCGACAGCGCCAAGCACACCAUUGCCCUCACAUACGGCGUUCCCGAAGACCACCCAGAGGUGCAGCGCGAGAUCCGCGAGAUCCAGAAGAAGUUUGAGGCCGAACAGGCGGGCGGAGGUCACCACCCGUGGUAUGAAAUCUUCACAGGACCCCGCAUGGCCUACCGUGUUACGCUUGGUAUUGCCCUGCAAGCUCUGCAGCAACUCACGGGCGCCAACUACUACUUCUACUACGGAACGACUAUUUUCAACUCCGUCGGCAUCAGCAACUCGUUCGUCACGUCCAUGAUCCUGGGCGGCGUCAACUUUGGCAUGACGUUCCCUGGACUGUACGUGGUCGAGCGCUUCGGACGACGACCCUCGCUCAUUGCCGGCGCACUGUGGAUGUUUAUGUGUUUCCUGGUGUUUGCCUCGCUUGGCCACUUUUCGCUGACCAACGACGAUGGCACGUCCAACCAGGGCGUGGGCUAUGCCAUGAUUACGUUUGCGUGUCUCUUCAUCGCAGGCUACGCCAUGACCUGGGGCCCGAUUGUGUGGGCUGUAGUGGGCGAAAUCUACCCGUCUCGGUACCGCGCCAAAUGCAUGGCCCUCGCCACGGCCAGCAACUGGACGUGGAACUUUCUCAUUUCCUUUUUUACACCGUACAUCACUUCGGCCAUUGACUACCGAUACGGCUACAUCUUCGCGGCGUGCUGCUUCACCGGCGCCGUCGUCGUGUACCUGUUUGUGUGCGAGUCGCACGGCCGCACCCUCGAGGAAAUCGAUACCAUGUACAUUUUCCACGUGACGCCGUGGAAGAGCAAGCACUGGGAACCGCCGGCCGACGAGGACCUGCCGUCGCUCGACAGCACGUAUCUGACGCCUGGCGCGAGGGGCAUCAAGAAGGGCAAUGAGGCGAGGGCGCCCGAACAGCUGAGGCGAGAGAGCGUGCCUGUUAGCGACGCCGACAUGGAGGCUAGCGGGGCGAGACAGCAGUAGUUUGCUUUGGCGCGUUACAAGUUCAAGUACGAGUUAUGGUUUCUUUGUAGUGUUUAGCGAGCAUCAUCCAUGCAUUGUAUUAUACCACCAUGUCCAGGCAUGAAGCCUAAUGAAUUUUUGAAA
This is a messenger RNA of Exserohilum turcica Et28A, 1807 nucleotides long. RefSeq lists its product as uncharacterized. The transcript has 5 exons. Gene Ontology annotation, molecular function: carbohydrate:proton symporter activity. NCBI's taxonomy places the organism in Eukaryota, Fungi, Ascomycota, Dothideomycetes, Pleosporales, Pleosporaceae. Gene Ontology annotation, cellular component: plasma membrane. Bases 20 to 1684 code for a protein of 554 amino acids. Gene Ontology annotation, biological process: carbohydrate transport; transmembrane transport. The record is from RefSeq and is a predicted model, not a curated record.